Messenger RNA from Rangifer tarandus platyrhynchus (Svalbard reindeer), 339 nucleotides. NCBI's taxonomy places the organism in Eukaryota, Metazoa, Chordata, Mammalia, Artiodactyla, Cervidae. The record is from the annotation of a GenBank genome assembly.
AUGGAUGGAGAAGAGAAAACCUAUGGUGGCUGUGAGGGCCCUGAUGCCAUGUAUGUCAAGUUGAUAUCUUCAGAUGGUCAUGAAUUUAUUGUAAAGAGAGAACAUGCGCUAACAUCGGGAACAAUAAAAGCCAUGUUGAGUGGCCCAGGUCAGUUUGCUGAGAAUGAAACUAAUGAAGUCAAUUUUAGAGAGAUCCCUUCACAUGUGCUAUCGAAAGUAUGCAUGUAUUUUACCUACAAGGUUCGCUACACUAACAGCUCCACGGAGAUUCCUGAAUUCCCAAUUGCACCUGAAAUUGCACUGGAACUGCUGAUGGCUGCGAACUUCCUAGAUUGUUAA